Molecule: messenger RNA, 1656 nt
Organism: Pseudocercospora fijiensis CIRAD86
Lineage: Eukaryota; Fungi; Ascomycota; Dothideomycetes; Mycosphaerellales; Mycosphaerellaceae
Product: acetamidase
Exons: 7
Coding region: 1-1656 (551 amino acids)
Source: RefSeq, a predicted model, not a curated record
AUGUCUUCCGUCGCGUGGCAGGUCACCGCGUCGGCAAAAAGGGACGAAUUAUUAGCACAUGUGCCUCCGGAUUGGAAACUUGAUGAGCAUGUCGUGCUUUCUGCGCAAAGCCCUUGGGAGACACUCAGCCGCGCUCUCUCGACCGGCGAGCUAGACAUCACAGAAAGGCCAGCACACGAGCUGCUACACGCUCUGCGAACUGGUGACUUGACAGCAAGCGAAGUCGCCGUGGCCUUUUGCCAUCGUGCUGUGCUGGCGCAUGAAUUGACGUGCUGCCUCAGUGAGCUGGAUAUUCGCGGUGCCAUUGCCCGUGCCAGAGAACUCGAUGACUUCUGGAACACGCACCACUCGCCCAUUGGUCCUUUGCAUGGCCUUCCCAUCAGCCUCAUGGACCGUUUCCAUGUCGCAGGAUGGGACUCUGCUUGUGGCUUUGCAAGUUGGACGCAGGCCAAGAAAUCCGUCGCGGACGAAGGCACCUUGGUCAAAAGCUUGCGAGAGCUCGGUGCUGUGCUGUUCUGCAAGACAAAUCUGACCGUGGUGGUACAGAUGGGUGAGACGGCAAAUAAUAUCAUUGGGACCACCGUCAGUCCAUUCAAUCGCCAUCUUUCAGCGGGCGGUGCAUGUGGUGGCGAGGGUGCUCUACUUGCCCUCAAAGGCUCUCCGCUUGGUAUCGGCACUGAUGUUGCAGGAUCCAGCCGCAUUCCCAGCGCCUUCAAUGGACUCUGGUCGCUGAAAAGCUCCGAGGGUCGCUUGCCAUACAGCGGCAUCGCAACGGUUCUGCGAGGCCUGCCCAUUUCUGGAGGUGCCAUCGGUCUCAUGUCAAGAUCGCCUGAUGGCCUCCUGGAAGUGUUCCAGGGUCUAUUGUCAGCACGGCCGUGGCUAUCGGAUCCGAGAGUGCUUGAGCUUCCGUGGCGGCAAGAAAAGCUGGACGCCAUACGCAGGCGCAAAUCACAAGCAGACGCUGUUCCCGGGAGACUUGUGUUCGGAAUCAUGGCUUCAGAUGGACACGUGCAGCCACAUCCUCCUGUGAGCCGAGCAAUACUGAUGCUCACUCAAGCCCUGCAACAUUGCGGCUACGAGACAGUGCUUUGGGACCCACCGCCUCAUGCAGCCGCCGUCGAGAAUCUUUUCAGGAUUUUCGGCUCUACAGCUGCUGCUGAAGCACGUCUUGCUCUGAAUCAGAGUGGCGAGCCACCGGUCCCUCAGCUCAAAGAUGCAUGUCUCACAGCCAGUCUGUGCGAUAGGCAGCAACAAUACCAAGCACAAUAUGCCUCGUAUUGGCGCUCCUUCACCAACCUGACCACGUCGGCACGCAUACCAGAUGGCGUGAUACUUCCGGCUACACCGCAUACUGCUUCGCGACAUGGAGAAUUCCACUACUUCGGCUACUCUGCCAUCGCGAAUGUCCUCGACUAUCCUGCUGCCACCUUUCCAGUCACUGUCGGUGACCGCGAGGUGGAUCAAACAAACGGGUCGAGAUCGCGGCUGAGCGAUGUCGAUGCUCGUGUGCAACAGACCUUUGAUCCUCAAGACGUUCAUGGUAUGCCCGUCGGCCUUCAGGUCAUGUGUCCUCGGCUUCAGGAAGAGCAGGUCCUUGGGUUGGUGGAAGUCAUUUCUGACGCUUUGAACCGCUUUCAAACCUUUGCUGCUACGUAA